Monosiga brevicollis MX1 is the source of this 1482-nucleotide messenger RNA. RefSeq lists its product as uncharacterized. Lineage: Eukaryota; Choanoflagellata; Craspedida; Salpingoecidae. Gene Ontology annotation, molecular function: RNA binding; structural constituent of ribosome. Gene Ontology annotation, biological process: translation. The record is from RefSeq and is a predicted model, not a curated record. Bases 1 to 1482 code for a protein of 493 amino acids. Gene Ontology annotation, cellular component: ribosome; mitochondrial small ribosomal subunit. The transcript is spliced from 2 exons.
AUGGCCUUUGGUGAGCUUCAAGCCUGUGAGUCUACCCCGGGCUGGACCAUGCUCUCCCUCGAUUUCAAGAGUGCCUUCAACUACACCGACCGAGCACGGCUGCACGAGAUUGUGGCCGACAAGGUCCCUGGCCUCUUGCGCGCCUUUGAACGACACUAUGCUCGACCCACUACCCACUGCAUUGUCGACAAAUUCUUCAAGGUGAUUGACAUUGAUGUUGGCCAAGGCAUUGUGCAGGGCAACGAGCUAUCGCCCUUCUUCUUUGCCCUGUACUCCUGUGAGGUCCUGGGUCUCCUCGACGCCACCACUGACUACCGCUGCAAGGUCAUCAAGUACCUCGACGACAUUGUACUGAUGGGUCCCGCGGAGGACGUGGCGGCCGACGUCGAGAUUGUCAAGGCUAGUGCAGAGUCUGCUGGCCUUCAUUUGCAGCCCAGUAAGAGCCGCCUCUACAUGCCUCGCCACCAUCCCGCUUCCAUCGCUGCUAUCAAGUCUGUCUUGCCAGAUGCCGUGCGCGAGACGGCCAACACGGGCAUGACGGUCUUGGGAACGCCGAUUGGCCGUCGCGAGUGGAUGAAGAAGCAGCUGAACGACAAGGCAAAGCACAUUGCUGGCAGGCUCAAUGACAUGCUGACGACCGGUGUCUCGCUUCAGGCCCUCCUCACGGCCAUGCAGUACGUGCCUAGCCUCAUCAACCACCUCUACACGCUGCCCCCAAGUCUCACGUCGGGCUUGUCCGAGCUCUUGAACCGUGCUUGCAAGGACACCUUUGUCAAAGCCUUUUUUGCCAAGGUAAACCUGUCUGCACCAGCUGGAGCUGAAGGUCAUGACGUUACGCUGGAACAGCUCCUGGAGGCUCGCAUCUUCACGCGGGCCAACACCGGGGGCUUUGGCCUGCACGACUUGGUUGAGCGCGGUCCGGUGGCUUAUGUCUGCAACAUGGCCAAGCUGGCCACUCGCUACCCUCGGGUCUACGAUCGACUCUUGGAGGAUGCAUCGAGGGCUGCCGACUUUGAGGCCCACGUGCAGCGAGCUGGCUUCCAGAUGGCCACGAGCUGCCGCAUCGACCUGCACUGCCGCAACCCCUUUCCCGGCGGUGCUCUGGGCCCAGCUCUACCCGACCUGGGCAUUGACGUGACUGUGCGCACAGCCCAACCCCCGACCACCUCGCAAGCCUGCAUCAAGGUGGGCGCUGCCCUUCGCCGAGCCGAAAAGGAGAAGCGCGACUACUACACCGGUUUCAACCAUGGAAAAACUCUGAUCGUCCCUGCGGCGAUGACGACAACCGGUGGGUUCGCCUCCUCCUUUGUGGAUCUGCUUGGUCAGCUCGCCCGCUGCGCCGAGGCCCGUGGUGUGUACCAGCCGGGGCUGGAUGAGGCCUUUGUUCCUCGGUGGAAGGGUCGCUUUGCGGCGCUGGUCCAUCAGAUGAACGCUGACCACAUCCAGCGCCACUUUGGCGGUGUCUGCCUGCGCUCGUCGUAG